This is a messenger RNA of Humulus lupulus (European hop), 644 nucleotides long. RefSeq names its product protein CHROMATIN REMODELING 5-like. Gene Ontology annotation, biological process: regulation of transcription by RNA polymerase II; nucleosome organization. The record is from RefSeq and is a predicted model, not a curated record. Gene Ontology annotation, cellular component: nucleus; chromatin. Gene Ontology annotation, molecular function: ATP hydrolysis activity; chromatin binding; ATP-dependent chromatin remodeler activity. The transcript has 5 exons. Lineage: Eukaryota; Viridiplantae; Streptophyta; Magnoliopsida; Rosales; Cannabaceae. The coding region runs from base 69 to 491 and encodes 140 amino acids.
UGUCACAUAGAGGGUUUCAAUUUCAAAGGCUAGAUGGCAGCACUAAGGCUAAACUGCGUCAGCAAGCAAUGGAUCAUUUUAAUGCACCUGGUAGUGAUGAUUUUUGCUUCCUUCUUUCAACUCGGGUAGGUGGCCUAGGUAUCAACCUUGCAACAGCAGAUACAGUUAUCAUAUUUGAUUCGGACUGGAACCCUCAAAAUGACCUACAGGCAAUGAGUAGAGCUCAUAGAAUCGGCCAACAAGAAGUUGUGAACAUCUACAGAUUUGUCACAAGCAAAAGUGUUGAGGAAGAUAUCUUGGAGCGAGCUAAGAAAAAGAUGGUUCUUGACCACCUGGUGAUCCAGAAAUUGAAUGCAGAAGGCAGAUUGGAGAAGAAAGAAGCAAAGAAGGGGAGUUAUUUUGACAAGAAUGAGCUUUCAACUAUCUUGAGAUUUGGAGCAGAGGAAAUUUUUAAAGAAGAGAAGAAUGAAGAAGAAAGUAUAUUGAGAUGAUUUCUUUGGAGCAAUUCUUGACAACAUUUGUAGUUGAGGCCUUUAGAAUGGAAGAAUGUAUUUCACUAAUUUUUGUAUACAUUUCUUGUUUUGUAUUUAGUGAUAAAGGAAUCUGAAUUGGGCAUAAAUUAUGUUGUAAUAUGAUUUCUUAAA